Tricharina praecox is the source of this 587-nucleotide messenger RNA. RefSeq lists its product as uncharacterized. The record is from RefSeq and is a predicted model, not a curated record. The coding region runs from base 148 to 387 and encodes 79 amino acids. NCBI's taxonomy places the organism in Eukaryota, Fungi, Ascomycota, Pezizomycetes, Pezizales, Pyronemataceae. The transcript is spliced from 2 exons.
GGGGGUGGGAGGGGGAGGAGGUGCUCUAUCUUUUGCGUUUAAUUUUUGUACGAUGUGUUAAUAUUGUCGUCUUUUUCCUUUUCUUCUUCUUUUUCUUCUUCUUUUUCUUUUUUCUUUUCCCUUACUACGUUGUUUCUAUUGAAAUCGAUGAAACGGCGCGCAGCAGACGGGUGGGCUGGGCAAGUGGGAGGGUGUAUAGAGUACUACUGGAUUUGGGAUUGGAUUGGAUAUCUACGGGUUUGGGGAUUGGGGGCUGGUGGACUGGUGGUGGGGAAUGCUGAGAAUCACCAGGAAUACAAAGAAAGCUUCGUUGUUGUAUGCAACUUCUUCUGUCUGUUCUGUUCUGUCUGUCUGUUUGGCUGUUUGGCUGUCGUGGAAUUGGAUUAAUUUCUUCGAUUGAUGUCUAUUUGUUGUGUUGUGUUGUGUUGAGUAGGUAGAAUACCUAUCUCGGAACGGAACGUUACCUAUCUGAACUGCUGGAGAAUGACGGCGAUUUAAUUACUCCAUGUUCCUACCAUCUACCGAUCGCUGGCUGCUGUUGGGGGGGGUUUCGGUAAUCAAAUCUAUGCGAUAUUAUGCUACAUACC